Molecule: messenger RNA, 9344 nt
Organism: Homarus americanus (American lobster)
Lineage: Eukaryota; Metazoa; Arthropoda; Malacostraca; Decapoda; Nephropidae
Product: mucin-5AC-like
Exons: 17
Coding region: 1-6015 (2004 amino acids)
Biological process (GO): membrane protein ectodomain proteolysis
Molecular function (GO): metalloendopeptidase activity
Source: RefSeq, a predicted model, not a curated record
AUGAUCUUCAAGCCAUUUCACGAGGCUGUUGGUGAAGGACAUGUUGAAGGUCAUUCAAUAUGGCCGCCGUCAAGGUCAUCCAAUAUGGCCGCCGUCAAGGUCAUCCAAUAUGGCCGCCGUCAAGGUCAUCCAAUAUGGCCAAUGUCAAGGUCAUCCAAUAUGGCCAAUGUCAAGGUCAUCCAAUAUGGCCGCCGUCAAGGAGGUCGUGGAGGCCCGGCGCGGGAGUUCACCAUUCACAGUAUCAUCACCCCACGCCUCUCCCACGCCAGGACCAAGCGAGACAUUACCACCACUGCCAACAAGGAUGGUCACGUUCACGACAUCACUCUAGGGAUCAACAUGGGUGAGGAAGACGUAUUAGUAGAUUUACAAUUAAACAGAGACUUGUUAAGGAAAGAUUAUUUUGAAAAGUAUUAUCAUAAUGGUUCUCAAUAUGUGCACCGACCAGAGGCAGAGAGGUCUGGCAUGUGUCAUUAUCAGGGAGUCAUACGAGGUCGUCCAGGGUCAUGGGCAGCUCUGUCCACCUGCCAUGGCAUCAGUGGUGUUGUGUUCGAUGGUCAAGAAAUGCAUUAUUUAGAGCGGGUACCAGAGACGCCCGCAGCCAUAGACAGUCCACAUUAUGUCUUCAAGCACUCCAAUAUCAUCCCGCAGAACUUUUCGUGCGGCUACUCAGGGAAACCUCACCCAGUUCGGGACCUGUUUCAUGAUGAGACAUUCACUAGAUUGCUCAGAUAUAAGCGCAGCAGCAGUAGUAGCAGCAGCAGUAGCAGCAGCAGCAGCAGCAGCAGCAGCGGCAGCAGCAGCAGCAGCAACAAUAUUCGUGGUCCAUUCAAUGCAAAUCCACUAUCAAGAUAUGUGGAAUUGGUGCUGGUAGCUGACAAAACAGAAUAUGAAAAACACGGCCAUGAAGUGGCAAAAUUAUAUCAACGUUGCAAAGACAUUGCCAACAUAGUGAAUGCUCUAUAUCAACCUCUCAACAUUUUUAUUGCACUUGUUGGUGUGGAAGUGUGGAAAGAUGAAGAUCAAGUAGAAAUAUCAACCGAUGGGGACAAGACAUUGACAAACUUUUUAAAUUAUAGAAAAGUAAGACUUAUUACAGAACAUCCGAAUGACAACGCUCAGUUACUCACGGGAAAGCAGUUCGAUGCUGGGGUAGUAGGUAAGGCUUUAAAAGGUCCAAUAUGUACUUAUCAAUAUUCUGGGGGAGUGAACAUGGAUCACAGUGAUACAGUGGGGUUGGUGGCCACUACAGUAGCUCAUGAAAUGGGACACAACUUUGGGAUGGAACAUGACAAUGAAGAAGAGUGCGAAUGCCUCGAUAAGCGAUGCAUCAUGGCUCCAUCCUCAGGCUCAAAGAGUCCAACUCACUGGAGCAGUUGCAGUUAUGAGUAUUUGGCUCUGUCCUUUGAGCGUUCUAUGGAUUAUUGCCUAAGGAAUAAGCCGACUAGUCUGUUUGACUCACCGGUGUGUGGCAAUGGUUUUGUAGAACCUGGGGAGCAAUGUGACUGUGGACUGCCAGAUUACUGCACCAACGCCUGCUGCAAUGCCUCAACUUGUAUGCUUUACUCCAAUGCUACAUGCGCUACAGGACACUGCUGUGACUUAAAGACUUGUCGACCAAGGUUAGCUGGUGUGCCAUGCCGUCCAUCCGUCCACGAGUGUGAUCUUCCCGAGUACUGUACCGGGGACUCAGAAUACUGCCCAGAAGAUGUGUUUAAGUCUGAUGGUCAUGAAUGCUUAAAAGGAAAGGCCUUCUGUCACUCUGGUAUGUGUCGCACACAUGGCGAACAAUGUAAACUUCUUUGGGGUCCCACUGGCCAGAGCUCUGAUGAUCGUUGUUACAUGAUGAACACACAGGGCAGCCAUAAUGGAAACUGUGGAUACAACUGGGUUAAUGAUACUUACUAUAAAUGCAGCAAUGGUGACGUUAAAUGUGGGAUGCUGCAUUGUAUGCACCUGAAUGAACGGCUGGAAUUUGGAAUGGAGAGCGUAAGCAAGGUGUCUCACAGUUUCCUCAAGAGUAAGAAAGGUGUUAUCCCAUGUCGUGUAGCCCUAGUAGAUAUGGGUCUAGAUAUGGUGGAUCCUGGUCUAGCUCCAGAUGGAGCUAAGUGUGGUCGAGGCAAGAUGUGUAUUAACCAACGAUGUAUGCCAGUGGCUGCCCUGAAGAUGUCCACCUGUGACUGUCAUGGCAAUGGAGUGUGUAACAACAAUGGUCACUGUCAUUGUGCUGUGGGGUUUGCACCACCAGAUUGCCUCUAUCCUGGUUUGGGAGGCUCUGAAGACAGUGGGCCUGCAUCAAACCCACAUGCAACGAACACAUUUGUUGUGGGGAUGUUUGUGUUCUUCCUGGGAAUCGUGCCUGUAGUGGUGAUGGUGUUCUGUCUGGUGUAUUAUGCCCGGGGCAACCUCAGGCUCUGGUGGAAGACAAAAGGCAGACCUGCUACUUCCAAGUUACCACAUGUGGAUCCAGGAAAACGAGCUAAUCGUCCCCCAGGCUCACUUUGUGUGGAAGUUGCCGGAAUAGGGCGACAGAUAGAUAACAGCAGCCCUGGGGGAGUAACCACUCCCCGCUCCCCAACACCACCAUCAUCACAGGGAUCCAAAAGUAACAGCCCAUUACUUAAUGGACAUGCAAAGUCGAUCACAACUGGAGUUAUGUCAAACAAACCACACUCAUUUGCUGGUGCCUUCUUUGGAAAGGGUGAAGGCUUUACAAUUUCUCCUCUAAAAGAGAAAUCUCCUCCAGGUUCUAAGAUUGUCAAGCCAUCAGCACCACCUCUUCCUCCUCCACCAGUGACUGCCACACCUGCAUCAUCAGCUAGUGUCCCCACAACUCCUUCAAGUGUGACAAUUACAAGUGCUUCCAAUGGAAACCCCAACAUUCCUUUAGGUUAUGGAUGGCAAAUUAAACUUGCCAACAACCAAUUAAGUCAAACUGGAGCACCCAGUGUCACAACAAGUGAUGGAUCUGGGAUUAAGAUGAGCAUCAGUGGUCCAAGUUUACAAGGCUCUACCAACCCAGCAAUUGCUCCCCAUCUGUCCAAGCCUGUAGUAAUCAACAGAGUAGCACCACCACCCCCUCCACCACCUGUAGAACCUACACAGUCCACUUACAUACCACCUGUUACUGUUAUUACACCUUAUCGAAAGACUCCCAAUUUGGCAACCAGACCCCUUUCGGUGCCAGAUGCAUCCAUACUUAUAGCUCAGGCAAGUAAUCAUGGAGAACACCAAGAUGAAAGCAAUGAAAUAAAACGCCAGGAGGGAGAUAAACAGUCAACAGUAGCCAGAAUUGCUUCUUUUCUUACCAAAAAAGAUAAGCAGGGACCAGAAAGUAAUGAAGUAGAUAUUGAAGCAGGACGUUCAAAUACCCUGCCCAGAAAAGCAGCAAAGAUCAAACGUGAAAGUCUUGUGCAGCUAGAAAUCUCUGCUCCAAUGCAGCUUCAUGCUACAGAGCUUCCUGCAAACUUAGUUCCUGUUAGAACAGCUCCUGACCCUCCAAUGCCCAGUAAUGUAAAACCAAGCCAGGUUAAAGCAGCUCAAGAAGAAAUUAGCAAACCAAGCAAGGUAUCAUGGGCUCCAUCCGUCCCAGAAGAUAAAAUCAAGACUCCAACCACAGGAGACACACGGUCAAAUAUGAGAGUAACAUGGACACCAUCCGCUAUAGAAACAAAUGAUACCAACAAGGAACUACAGAGAAUAGGUAGCAUGCGUGAAACUCCGGUUACAGUUCGUCCAACCAUCCCAAAGUUUGGUUCCAUGCGUGCGCCUAGACCUAAGAGUUUGCCCCCAACAAGACCCUCAGAACCUCCACCUAGACCUCCAUUGCCCACAAUCCCAGGGACACCUGAGUCGGAGUGUUUCUAUGAUGACUGUCUAAAUAUUCAAGAAGGCAGUGCUCCAAUAGCUGAUAUGGAUGAUGAUACUUCACCCUCAGAAAAUAUAUAUGCAACUAUUGAUGACAAAACUCCAGAUAAAGAAAUACCUUUACAAGAGGUUACAUAUGCACCUCCAGACACAGUUGAUAGUAAGAAAGAGAAGAAGUCUAUAUUCUCCUUCUUAUAUAACAAACCCAAAAAGAAAAUGAUUAAGGAUAAAAACUCAUCAGAAGAUGAUACAGCAGCAGAGCCUGUAUAUACUAAUCUUGUAGAAUCACCUCCUGAUGGUGAAGUUGUAAGAUGUAUAGAGGGGGAGAAUGUAGAAUCUCCACAAGCUAGCAACUCUUCAUUAUCCCAUAGUCCUCCCUCUCCUAGUUUACUUGAUAGUAAGAGAACAAGUUGUGGGAGUUCCGAAGACGGUGGAUUAUUGUCAGAAAUAGUUACAGAAUUGUCAACAAGAGAUGCUGACUUUGUUAGUACAUUAGCAAAAAACAAAAAUAAAAAUAGAGACAAAGGAUCGAAGAUGACCAAGAUUAUUGCCUCAGGAUCUCCUACUAGUCAAGAUAGCAAGGCCAGUGCUGCAGUACACAAAGAAAUAACAAAUUCCAAGACAAAUGAUGCUAGUACAGGCUCAAAAGCACCAAACACUGGUGGUAUGAGUAAGAGCACAUCAUAUCCAUGGAGAUCAAAGAAAGUACCUGAUACAAUGAAAAAAUCCAGUACUACUUCUUCAAUGUCACCAAUAGAUGAUGAUAUAAAUACCAAUAAGGUACCUACGUCAAGCUCCGCAGAAGUAAGUGCUCAUAAAUUUUCAUCAAAAAGUGUGCCAAGAGGGGUUUUUUCAUAUAUAAAUACAGGAAAAUCAAAGACUUCAGAAGGUACGCCAACUACAACUUCUACAACCCCAACAGUAACACCUGCAACCAUUAAAUCUUCUUCAAGCAUACUUGAUUCACAGAAAAGUAAAAAUUUAACAACUUCUACCCCUACUCUUACCACGACCACACCAAGAACUACUGUUAGCAACAAUACACCAACAUCAAUGACUUUAGCUGCAUCAUUAGCAGCAGUUCGAGCAGCAGGAGCAGCAGCAGGGGAGGCAGCAGCAGCAUCAAUGGCAACUGGCAGCACCAAAUCAGCAAAAAAUACUACAAAUAAUAUUACUAAUAAUAAAGUUGAAUCUGUUAAAUCAAGCUUCAAGGAAAGAGGAAUGCCAGGACAACCAGUAAAUAAUGUUUCAAAAGCAGAUGUAACUAUCCCAACACCUACAGUCACCACCACUGCUAAUUCUUCUGCCGUGAUACCAAAAUCAUCUUCUGGAGGAACAGCAGCUGUACAUAAAGCAAACCCAUCAACAAAUACUACCAGCAUAUCAUCUGUACCUCGACCUAAUAGACCAGUGUUUCCUCCAGACAAAGUUUUGAUCCCACCAGAUAAAGUUCUUUUACAGACUAAACCUACAGAAAAAAACACAAAAAAUGAAGCAAAUAUCCCCAAAGAAACAUCAAAAAAUUUAUCUACUAAUAAUGAAUCAAUUAUAACAUCACCUGCUAGUGGAAAUAGUGUUGCAAGGGGUAGGGGUGCAUCUCCAACAUCUAAAGUAACUUCACCAGUUUCUAAGCCUGGGCGCUUACUGUCUCCUACUCGAGGCACUACACCAACACGGGGUACAACACCCUCAAGGAACACAUCUUCUACUGGCAGUGGUCGUGGAGAGAAGAGCCGCAGUACCACUCCUCAGCCAGUAGCCAAGAAAACAACUGCAGCUGGAAAUAAGGGAGAUCUAAAAACAGGAAACAAACUAACUGAGAAGCCAGGAAAUAAAACUGCAGAAAAAUCUGGCAACAAGAGUGGCACAAAGCCCACUGACAAACAAGUUGAAAAAACUGGACCAAAGAAACCUGUAAAAUCAGCUGCAUCAAUAAGUAAGCCUUCAAUUGGAGCAACGACCAAACCAGGUCCUACUGGAAUUUCAGCAAUCAAUCGAAGUGGUCGAAUAAGCAAUUCUCAUGUGGCAUCUUUACAACAGAAAUUUGAGAAAAAAGAAUUUGAAGUCCAGGAACCAAAACCAGUUACAAAAACACCGUCCAGAAAAAGUCAAGAGGUAAAACCAGUGGUGGCCCCUAAACCAAAGUAAUUUACUUGCCAUAAUGUGGUCUUUUAUCUUUCAUUAUAUUUAAGGUACAUAGAAACAAUUUCUGUGUUAUAUCCAUACCAGAAAAGGGAAUUAGUUUUAUGGGUCUUUUAACAUAAUACUUAAAGUAUAUGAAUUUUAAAACAUUGAACAGCAGUGACCAUGUAACAAGACACCCAAGUCAUUAUUACCUACAAUAUUGAGCUUAUGACACCUAUGUAAAUUACCUGUUUAUCUUGCCACAAACAUAGCAAGUAAUGCUGUGAUAAUUGUCUGGGACUUAAGUGGAAGCCUGUUGACUGUGGAAUGAAGUCCCUCAUAUCUCAUAACUAUGACUGAUGUGUUUGGUAUCAAGUGAAAUAAAUGCCAACAAGUUUCUCAUGGUGUAUGGAAACUAGUUUACAAAGUGGGACUACUUGUUUGUAGAUCUUCAUUGAUAUACUCUCAGUAAACCAAAGAUAUUUUGUUAUUAUUUAACAGUAUUAAUUUGUUUUUCUUGCAAUUGAGAUUGCAUUUUAAAAUCUUGAAGACUGUGUUGGUGCUGUUUGUGAGCUUCAUAUGUCCCUAGUCUGUUUUGUUGCUUGUAUGUAAUACACAUUUAUUAUUUCUAGUGUCAUUAUAAAUGCAUUUUCAGUACUUAUGCAUUAAAGCAUUUCCAUAUAUCCCAGAUGGUGCUUGUAUUUUUAACUACACUGUACUGUAAUGCUAGACUGAAAAUUUAUGCAGAAUUAAUCUUGACAGAAUCUCAGACUAAAAAUAAAUAGGGAUCGAUAUUCAUAAAAAAAAUCAUCAGUGGGAUGAUGAAAUCCAAUCAAAGCUUGAAGAUCAUUGCUCUACAGUAUGCUCACUUGUCUUAAUCUUAGGAUUUAGUUAUGGUAAUUUAAGUUUUUUAGGGUUCCUGAAUAGAUUGUUUUAAUUUACCUUUUGGAAGACUUGUGUCACUUCAGUGCAUAAAUGUUUUACUCUUCAGAUUUAUUUUUGCAUAUAUUCAUUAGAGCACAUAUCAAUAAAAGAUAACAUUUCAUUGGAUGAAGUAAAUACUGUACUGGAGUUUACUAAGCUGUUGAUAAGCUAACUGUGUGAUGCAUUUCUUCAACUCUUCUAUAUUCUUUGAAAAAUCACAUGUAUCUGUAACAAGUUUAUAAUGUAAUGUUUGGUACACAUAUGCAUACAUUCAUCUACAAAAAAAAAACAUAAUUGUCUUUGCACAUAUACAAAUAUAUGUAAGAGUCAGAUAUCCAGCUACACAUGUUUUCCAGAUAUACACAUAUCUCUGUUCAUGAAUAUACAGUAUACAGUUGCAAACACUUCUGUUAUUACCUUUCUGGUCUACCAUGUACAUGUCUACUGUUCUUUGAAGGAAAUACAGUACUUUUAAUCAUACCCAGCUGACUAUGUUGACAUUGAGUUGAACAUAAUUUUAAUUUCUGUUUGCAGAGUUUUCUAUGCUUAUUGGUGUGGUGCUUUGUUAAAUUAGUCUUCUAGUUUUUAUGUCAAGAACAAGUUCUAUAUUUGUUUUUAAUCAAAGUGGUACCUGAUAAAUUUGGUGCACUUUCCUGAGUUGAUGUAGGAAUUCACUGGAAUUUUAAUAUGAAAUCAUUAUCAGAAUGAAUUUAAUGAAACUGCAAUAUUUAUUGUAGUGUCCAACUGGAUAAACAAAAGAACUUGUACAGUAAUUAUAUUUAUCAGACCACAUACAAUACAACACCAACUCACAUUUUAUAAUAUUUAAUUUCUAUAAAAUUUAAUCUUCUUUAUUUAUCCAGGAUCAGGAUUUUAUCUCUUUGCAGUAUGGUUUGAGAAUGUUUUAUUGUUAAUUCAUGUUCCACUUAUGCUCAUGAAGAGGAAAUGAUUUAUUGGACCAUUGUACAUUCUCGCAGUUGCAUAAUACAGCAUUGUAUUGAUUUAUGCCCUUACAGAUGCAUUAUUAAUUCCAGUUUACAGUUCAUACAUUAUUUUGGUAUUAAUUACUUAAUCAUUCAAUAUCAUACACACAAUCUACAGCAGCAGUGAUUGUCUAUAACAUGGGUUAAGGGAUUGAUUUAUUGGUUAGGGUGAAAUGUCAUAUCUGUUAUUUGGUGCUUCAUGUUACUGUGUAUUACUGUACCAUGAGAUGAAAAGUACAUUGUAAUUAAUGGAACAUCAAAAAUAUGCUAUAUAAUUCCAUCUACAUAAUUAUUUUCAUAUACUGUACUGAUACUGGUAUAUUGUAUCAGUUUCAUAAUUUAUAAUUCCAUGUCAAUUUCAUAUUUACUCUCAUACAUCAGAGUUUGCCACAUUGAUUGUUUUGCAAGAAACGCUUUUCACAGGAAUGUGAUGCAGAAUGGUUAGAUCCUUUUGGUUGUAGUACAGUAUUCUUGUUUUAUUGAUAUUUGAGGUUAUGGUGAAAGAGACAACUACACUUGAGGACUUCUCAGCAGGACUACAAUAUGAAAAUUACAAUCUACUGUAUCACCUUUCUGACUUUUGUGAUUUUUUUUUAAGCUACAGUAUUAUCAACAAAUGGGUAAUUAUAGGAAAACAGCAUAGUGGUUUGUGCCUCCUAUAGUUGAUUAAGUAAUUUCAAAACGUGACUGACGUCCUGGAAGCUGUACAGGUGUAGUUGUGAAAAAUUAAGAAACAAACACUUCAAGCAUGACAUUUGAACUUUAUCAGUUCCCUUUUUUAAGCUUGAUUUAGUUCAAGAUAUUCAAACUAGUCUAAUAAAAGAACUAUCAACUAAACUUUUAGAUGAUGCUCUGUAAAUUUAUUAAGGUUUAGUUGAUCAUGUGCACAAAAUGGAAAGAUUUCAAUUUACCUGUGAAAGCGGACUUUAACAAAACCUCAUUUCUUUUAAUGAAUUGUCUACCAUUUAAAGAUGUCAGACUCCAGUGUGAAGUUUGUCCCAAUGUAAUGGUAUGCACUGUAACAAGUCCGCACCACACAUUCCUUUUUUCUGUUUUGUGUUUGUACUGUAUGCAGUUGCAUAAUUUUCAAAAGAUGCAUAAUAAGUUUAAUACUGCACUGUACUGCAUAAUUUAUGUUUUGUAUUAAGGGUUACAAGUUAUAGAUUUUUACAGCUGUGCCUAAGGGUUCCAUUCAUAAAUCUCACUGUUUGAUUUCAUCUUUUACAUAAUUGAAUGUUGUACAGUAAUUUGAAUUAUGAACAGCUACUCAUUGAUACACUACUGAGUGUUUUAGAAAGAAAUAGGCUUUUUCAUGUGAAAUCAAAGUCAAAGAAUUUUCAUAUUUUUCCCUCAUUUUGUUAUUUCUUGUUUGUACAGUACUAUGAAAAAGCUUCUUUUUUUUUUCUUUUUUUUUUUUGUCCUGUUGCCAAACAUGGCAUAAUACUG